Monopterus albus (swamp eel) is the source of this 7020-nucleotide messenger RNA. RefSeq names its product probable phospholipid-transporting ATPase IH. The record is from RefSeq and is a predicted model, not a curated record. NCBI's taxonomy places the organism in Eukaryota, Metazoa, Chordata, Actinopteri, Synbranchiformes, Synbranchidae. Gene Ontology annotation, biological process: phospholipid translocation. Gene Ontology annotation, cellular component: plasma membrane; endoplasmic reticulum; recycling endosome. Bases 547 to 4158 code for a protein of 1203 amino acids. The transcript has 30 exons. Gene Ontology annotation, molecular function: magnesium ion binding; ATPase-coupled intramembrane lipid carrier activity; ATP binding.
GUUACGUGUUUGAUUCCAGGGCUUCUGGUCGUGCACAUACACACCGUUGGUUGUGCACGUAGUGAGUGCUUAGAUUUACUCUGCGAGAAGAUCUCAGUGCGCAUGCGCAGCGUAGCCAUCUGAGGGCUGAGUGCUGUGUGCUGUGGGCGCCUCGCGUUGCCUGCACCGAGGCCAGCGCUGUUUCUCGGACUGCUACACGGACAGUCUCCUGCCAGACUGAAACAGUUUCUCAGACGGAGAGUUGCCACCGAGACGACCCGGAGCUUUGGCGGUUUGCUCGCGGUGAGAUUUCUCCUGAAAUGUAGCCAGCAGUGUGAGUGUGGUUUUCUGUAAUCGGUCCCCGCAUGGCUCUUCUUAGGGAUGCCAUGAAAAUCCUAACAACCGACUGAGAGACCGCUGCUCCUCACUAUCACAGACACGGCGGCGGCAGGGGUGGUGAGCGAUGGAUUGUGGUGGAAACAUCCACAGUAGGUAGCGUUUACGAAGACCCAAGGAAAGCUAAACGUCUCUGCUGCACAGUGUAGCCGCCGCCGGAGCCUCGUAAGGAUGGAUUUCAACCUGCUCCGGAAUAUCAUCACCAGAUACUGUGUCGGGGAGGAGAACUGGGUGGACAGUCGGACAGUGUACCUCGGGCAUAAAGAACCUCCUCCGGGAGCUGAGGCCUACAUCCCUCAGCGUUUCCCCGACAACCGCAUCGUGUCCUCCAAGUAUACCUUCUGGAACUUCAUUCCCAAGAACCUGUUUGAGCAGUUCAGAAGAAUCGCCAACUUCUACUUCUUGGGUAUAUUUUUGGUUCAGCUUAUCAUUGACACCCCCACCAGCCCAGUCACCAGCGGCCUGCCCCUCUUCUUUGUUAUCACCGUCACAGCCAUAAAACAGGGCUAUGAGGACUGGCUCAGACACAAAGCCGACUGCUCUUUAAAUGAAUGUCCGGCGGAUGUGGUACAGCGGGGGAAGGUGGUGAGAACACAGAGUCACAAGCUACGGGUGGGAGACAUCGUCAUGGUGAGGGAGGAUGAGACUUUCCCCUGUGACCUCAUCCUGCUGUCCUCCAGUCGUCCUGAUGGGACCUGCUAUGUUACCACUACCAGCCUGGACGGGGAGUCGAGUCACAAGACCUAUUAUGCUGUACCAGACACCAUGGCCUUUAGAACAGAGCGGGAGGUGGAUUCGCUACAUGCCACUAUUGAAUGUGAACAACCACAGCCUGACCUCUACAAAUUUGUGGGGCGCAUAAGUAUUUACAGGGGCAGAGAAGAACCUGUGGCCAGACCACUUGGGGCUGAGAACUUGUUGCUUAGAGGGGCCACACUGAAGAACACGCAGCAUAUUUAUGCUGUUGCAGUCUAUACAGGCAUGGAGACCAAGAUGGCACUUAAUUACCAGUCUAAAUCUCAAAAGCGCUCUGCUGUGGAAAAGUCAAUGAAUGCCUUUCUGAUAGUGUAUCUCUGCAUCUUGAUCAGUAAAGCUGUGAUCAACACUGUUCUGAAAUAUGCUUGGCAGUGGUCUCCUGACCGAGACGAACCCUGGUACAACCAUAGAACUGAGAAUGAGCGCCAGCGCCAUGUGGUGAUCCGAGCAUUGACAGACUUCCUGGCUUUUAUGGUCUUGUUUAAUUACAUCAUCCCAGUUUCUAUGUAUGUGACGGUAGAGAUGCAGAAAUUCCUCGGCUCCUAUUUCAUCACCUGGGAUGAGGAGAUGUUUGAUGAAGAGCUAGGCGAGGGUGCUCAGGUCAACACCUCUGACCUGAACGAAGAGCUGGGACAGGUUGAGUAUGUGUUUACUGAUAAGACUGGCACCCUGACUGAGAACAACAUGGAGUUUAUUGAAUGCUGUGUUGAUGGGAACGUUUAUAUCCCACAUGCCAUCUGCAACGGCCAAAUCCUCAGUGCUGCUUCCAGUAUAGACAUGAUCGAUUCCUCACCUGGUGGAUACAGAAGAGAACAUGAGGACCUGUUUUUCAGAGCGCUGUGUCUAUGCCACACAGUACAGGUGAAGGAAGAGGUGACAGUGGAUGGCAUCAAGAGAGGCCUCCACCAGGGCAGACCCACCUCUUUCUACAUCUCCUCCUCACCAGAUGAGGUGGCUUUGGUGGAAGGAAUGAAAAGGCUGGGUUAUACCUAUCUGAGAUUGAAAGACAACUACAUGGAGAUUCUCAACAAGGAUGAUGAGAUUGAAAGGUUUGAGCUGCUCCAUGUACUGAACUUUGACUCUGUGAGGAGGAGAAUGAGCGUCAUAGUGAAGUCGAGUUCAGGAGAAUAUCUGCUCUUCUGUAAGGGCGCAGACUCGUCCAUAUUUCCACGGGUUGUGUCCGGGAAGGUGGAGCAAGUGAAAGCCCGGGUGGAACAAAAUGCUGUAGAGGGGCUACGGACUCUGUGCGUUGCCUAUCGGAGGUUGUUGGAAUCUGAAUAUGAGGAGGCAUGUCAUCACCUGUCUGAAGCCAAGCUCGCCUUACAGGACAGGGAGCACAGGCUGGCGCAGGCCUAUGACAUCAUCGAGAGGGACUUUGUGCUUCUGGGGGCUACAGCAGUCGAGGACAGGCUCCAGGAGAAAGCUGCAGACACCAUUGAGUCGCUGCAUAAAGCUGGGAUGAAAGUUUGGGUCCUGACGGGAGACAAAAUGGAGACAGCGGCAGCUACCUGCUACGCCAGCAAGCUGUUCCGCCGUAGCACGCAGAUCCUGGAGCUGACCAAGAAACGCACAGAAGAGCAGAGUUUGCACGAUGUUCUGUUCGAACUAAACAGAACUGUUCUCAGACAAUGCUCUAUUUCUGGGUUGUCCAUAGACUGCCUUGACUUUGGACUGAUCAUCGAUGGGGCUACUCUGUCUGCAGUACUGAAGCCUAACCAGGAUGGUACUGGCCACAGCAACUACAGAGAGAUCUUUCUAGAGAUCUGUCGCAACUGUAGCGCUGUGCUCUGCUGCCGCAUGGCACCGCUGCAGAAAGCACAGAUUGUGAAGCUAAUUAAAGCUUCCAAAGAGCAUCCCAUAACCCUCGCCAUUGGUGAUGGUGCCAACGAUGUCAGUAUGAUCUUGGAAGCACAUGUGGGCAUCGGCAUCAUGGGUAAAGAAGGUCGACAGGCAGCAAGAAACAGCGACUAUGCUAUCCCAAAGUUUAAGCACCUGAAGAAGAUGUUACUUGUUCAUGGCCAUUACUACUACAUCCGCAUUGCUGAGCUUGUUCAGUACUUCUUCUACAAGAAUGUAUGCUUCAUCUUCCCUCAGUUCUUGUACCAGUUCUUCUGUGGAUUCUCCCAGCAGCCUCUAUACGACACCGCCUAUUUGACAUUGUACAACAUCAGCUUCACCUCACUCCCCAUCCUCCUCUACAGCCUGGUUGAGCAGCAUGUCACCGUGGAGACACUGAAGAGGGAGCCCGUCUUAUACAGGGACAUAGCGAAAAACUCCCUCCUACGUUGGCCGGUCUUCCUGUACUGGACGUGCCUGGGUGUGUUGGAUGCUGUUAUCUUCUUCUUUGGUGCCUACUUUCUGUUUGACAACACCACCUUCACCAGCAAUGGCCAGCUUAUGACCACCAACACACAGAUGAUGUUUGGGAACUGGACCUUUGGGACUCUCGUCUUCACUGUGUUGGUGUUCACCGUUACACUCAAGCUUGCCUUGGACACACACCACUGGACCUGGAUCAAUCACUUUGUCAUCUGGGGAUCACUGCUUUUCUACGUUAUAUUCUCUCUCCUCUGGGGAGGCAUCAUUUGGCCCUUUCUAAACUACCAGAGGAUGUACUAUGUGUUCAUGCAAAUGCUGUCCAGUGGUCCGGCCUGGCUCAGUAUCAUCCUGCUUAUUAUGAUCAGCUUGCUGCCAGAUGUUGUAAAGAAGGUCCUCUGCAGGGCCAUGUGUCCUACAGCCACUGAACGUGCACAGGAUUAUGAGAAGCUUUUGCAGAGCGGCACGGCCGAGUUGACUCCACUGUCUUCUUGUCAUUCCUACAAAGGCACGAGCACGGACUCCUCUCACCGCCACCUUGGUGCUGUGGAGACGCUGUCACUCCGCAGGUCUGAUCCCCUGCCCCAGAAAUUACUGGCCCACUUGGCAGAAGGAGGAGGGGCAGACUUGUGGCCCAUCAGCCCCUACGUGCUCCGGCUUUCAGGGGCGGGAUUUGCUUACUAUGCUCCAGGGCCAGAGACCUCUGUGUGAACACAAACAGUCUGAAAUUAUGUGAAAGUGCAUCUCAAGAUACAGUAUGUGACCCAGAUCUGUAUCACAAGGAUCAAGGAUUUAUAGAACAAAAUACAAACAUGUUCAGACACACAAUGUGCAUUUUCUGGGCUACACCUGAGUGGACAACCUGUUAGAUACAAUUGCCCUGAUGCGUCACACUCUGGUGGCGUUUUCUGUUUCAGUGUAGUCUCUCAAUCUUCCUGCUAAAACUCUUACUUGAAAAGUGUAAGAUCAGAAGGGGAACCAUGUGUGUCGGUGCAUUGUCUCUUGCACUAUAGAGAUGUCCUGUUUCAGCAUGUCAACAGUCAGGCCUUUUUCUCUUCCUUGUCCUCAUUUUCAGUCACACAUUCUUGCCUGUUCUUUCAUUUUUGUGUCCUUUUUUUUUUUUUUUGCUUCUUUGUACAUACAUGUACAGUAUGUGGUCUGGCCAAGUAAGGGGUAGCUGUCAAGCUCAGCCCUUUAAGUGUGCAUGUGUGAGAGUGUGUGCAUGAAUUUACCUGUAAUUGUAUGUUUGUAUAUGACACACCUUUGCCUUACAGGUGACUACACAGCAGCAGGCUAGGAGCCAAAGGAGAAAGGUGUUUAAAAAAAAAAAAAAAAAGUGGCGUAUUCCCAAGCCUUAGACACACACACCCAUCAGCUCAAAGAGAGAAAUGGUGGAAGAUCUGAAGAGGGAUGUGCAGUAUUUCAGCCACCCUGCCUUAAUUCAUAGAUACCGUUCAGAGGAUUAUGUUUCUAGAUCAGGCAUGAUUGUGAAAGUACAAGGAAGUUCAGAGUGCAUAUACGUCUGGUGCAAGUGUGCCCAUUAUUGUUCUUUCAGCAUCAAGAUAAUGUCACAUUUUGUUUCUGUUUUUUGUGUCAGUGUUGUAGUUGAGUCACUAAACCUCAAGUCUGAGUCCAGUCUCGAGUCCCUGGAGUUGGUCUGAGUCAAGUCCAAGUCACCAACGAAUAAUCUGAGUCAAGUCCCCAUUACCCGAGUCAAAGUCAUCAAGGUCUACACUAUACACAAUUUACACAGCGCUCAGCAUUUUAUAUUCCAAACUUUCUAACAGUGUAUUGCUCAGCAGUUUGAUACAUAAAAAUCAUUUAGAGAAAGGCGGUUGAUGGAAAUGUGCCAGAUACAGCAUGGUGCGGGUGAAUGAGUCUCAAUAUCUCAUGCCAAAUUAUUGUGGCCUAUUAAAAAAAAAAAAAGAAAAGUUUGAGUCCUCGUUUCCAAAUUCUGAGUCCGAAUGCAGUCUGAGUCAUCAGUGCUCAAGACCAAGUUGAGUCACAAGCCCUGAAAAUCUGGACUUGAAGCUGACUCAAGUCCAAGUCCUGGACCUGAGUACUACAGCAUGUUGCAUCGUUCUGCUACUUACUGAUCUGUUCUUCUGGUUGUUUCUUGUCCUCCUUUCCAAACAUCAUUCAUCACAAACUGUAUCAUGAUGCUUUUCACCCUUCCUGGACAAUGGCCAUGCUGUACUCACUCCUGCCUCCAUGUGGCUGUGUAGAGUAGAGAGCAGCAGUCUUUAUUUAUGGAUGCCCUAAAUGACUUGCUAUUGCUCACUAUUGCAUCGUGCUUGUGUGUUUGCCGCCAUGCUCUGUGUAAUGCAAAAGGUAAUGUAAGAAUGCUACUGUCAUGUUCUCAAAGGAGGAUUUCCCUGUGUUGCAUUAAUCCGUGGGUUUUUCUGUACUGUUCGAAAAAUAUCGAUGGCUGUGACUGCUGUGUGUGGAUGUAACUAAAGACCUUUGGUGUAUAUUGUAUGAGAAGAGGUGUUAUAUAGUCUGUUGUGCGGUAAGCAGGAGGGAGACUUGAACCGGCGAUGUCACAAUCAAAAUGUUGUACUGUUUUGUCCAUUGUGUCCUCCAGCUGGAGAUUGUAGCUCCUAAUGGAUGAACCUCUUUUCUGCAUUUCUAUCAUCUGAAGUGCUCACAUCUGUCACACUACAUAGUGACAGUCAGUGAAGUCUUGAAUGUCACCUUCUGAAACAUCUUUGUAUGUUUAAUUAUUUUCAUGCACAUCAUCGUCUGCCAACAUGUAUAAAUUUGAUAACAGAUGGUUUAUUGGUUUGGGUGGAGGGUUUGGGGGACCUGGCUGUGACCUCAGUUGUUUUAAACGAAGGGCCUUGGUGCUUGUUAUGAAGUGACCCACCUCACUGUGUUGUUGCCAUGCUGUAUCUACAUGUCACAUACCAGUCCUCCUACAAUAAUGCUAUAGAGUCUAUUAUGCUUUCAUAAUGGGGAUUUUUUUUUUUGGCAGUCAGGUUUUUAGCUGUCCUCCACAGUUCAUUUUUCCACUUAUUGUUUUUGUGUUGUCUGUUGUGAAUGUUUGCUUUGCUACUUUUGUAUUCCAGAGAGAAGACUAUAUUUUAACUCUGUUAGAAUGUGUGUUCAGGUUUGUAAUCAAAAUGAGAGCAACAUAUACAUUAUUCAGUAGAGAUUUACCAAUAGGUCUACACACUGCACUUUGUUCUACAACAGAUCAGUUUUCCCGUAAAAAACAAGGUCUAUUGUCUGUCUGCUGGGGUUUAUACUGUAAGCGUUCACUCUUCCUCACAGUUUAUUUUUCUAAAAAAAACAAACAAACAAACAAAAGAUUGUAGUGGGUGAGAAAAAAGUGACCAAAUAACUUGACUAGGAAUGAGCUGUCUCUGUCAGCCUCUGUCUCAGAUGGGUUUAUUGCACCGAGCCUUCUUCUGCUGACCAGAACGUCAAAACGCUUUUCUGUCAGCACAACAGCAGGUGCUCAUCUUGUCACUCGUGAGCCUGGCAAAGGUAUGAAAUGUCGACUGUCUGUGCUGUGAACAGCACACUUCAUAUCAUAGCUUCAGUACAGCACUGUUUGUAUUACUAAACAGG